This is a messenger RNA of Salarias fasciatus (jewelled blenny), 3996 nucleotides long. RefSeq names its product RUNX family transcription factor 3 (gene runx3). Bases 393 to 1658 code for a protein of 421 amino acids. Gene Ontology annotation, cellular component: nucleus. Gene Ontology annotation, molecular function: ATP binding; RNA polymerase II cis-regulatory region sequence-specific DNA binding; DNA-binding transcription factor activity, RNA polymerase II-specific. Lineage: Eukaryota; Metazoa; Chordata; Actinopteri; Blenniiformes; Blenniidae. The transcript has 8 exons. Gene Ontology annotation, biological process: chondrocyte differentiation; neuron differentiation; regulation of cell differentiation. The record is from RefSeq and is a predicted model, not a curated record.
UAGGGGAGUGUGUGUGUGCAUGUGUGUGCGUGUGUGUGUGUGUGUGGAGAAUGGUGAGGAGGAUGCAGAUAGACUGUGGCUUUUAGCCUUUUUACUAGUACUGAGGCUUCCAGUCAGGCCACCGCCACUAUCGAGGAAGAGAGAGAGGCAGACCACGCUAUCAGGCUCGCUGGCUAACCUCAGACCCCCCUCGGCCUGCUGCGCGACAGAGCGCCGCAAACCCAGCACCUCCCCACCAGCCCGCUACACCCACCAUCACCGCCGCCCGCCACCACCGGCCGGGCUCCAUUAGGCGGGCCUCCUCUCGUCCUCGGCCCUGUCGUCCUGUUCUCUCCCUCUCUGGAGGUUGGUGGGCACCGACUGCAGCGAGGACGCCGGACCGUUCCCCUGUCAUGGCAUCCAACAGCAUCUUUGACUCCUUCUCCAACUACAGCAGCAGUCUAUUGAGAGAGCCGCCCACCACCAGACGGUUCACGCCGCCCUCCACGUCCUUCCCCUGCAGUAAGAUUGGAGACGGCAACGGGGCCAUGGCCACCCCGGGGCCCCUCCGGACGAGACCGGACACCAGGAACGUGGUGGACGUCCUGGCGGACCACGCCGGAGAGCUGGUCCGCACCGACAGCCCCAACUUCCUCUGCUCCGUGCUGCCGUCUCACUGGAGGUGCAACAAGACGCUGCCGGUGGCUUUCAAGGUUGUGGCUCUCGGGGAUGUUCCCGACGGGACUCUGGUGACCGUGAUGGCCGGGAACGACGAGAACUACUCGGCCGAGCUGAGGAACGCCUCCGCGGUGAUGAAGAACCAGGUGGCCCGAUUCAACGACCUGCGCUUCGUGGGCAGGAGCGGACGAGGAAAGAGCUUCACUCUGACCAUCACCGUGUUCACCGGACCCCCGCAGGUCGCCACCUACCACCGCGCCAUCAAAGUCACCGUGGACGGACCCCGGGAACCGCGCAGACACAGAGUGAAGUUGGAAGACCCUCAGAAGAUGCAGUUCUCGGACAGGCUGUCGGAGAUUGAGCGCUACCAGCGGACGAUGCGGAUAGGCCCGGUGAACAACAACCCCCGCCCCAUACACCAAACCCACCUCAGCACCACGCCAGCGCUGUGGCCGGAGCAAAUGGACACCCCGGCUCUGAAGACCUGCAAGGUGGAGGAGGACCUGAGACCAUGGCCAGGCACGACAGACAUCUUCCAGCAGAGGACCACGUUCCCGUCUCUGUCGCCGCUGACCGACCCGCGCUUCUCAGACCCCCGGAUGCACUACCCCGGGGCCUUCCCCUACUCCGCCAACACCUCCAGCACUGGCAUCAGCGGCCUCAGCAUGUCCGCCUCGUCUCGAUACCACACCUAUCUGCCGCCGCCUUACUCAAACAACCAGUCCCAAAACUUCCAGUCCAACUCCUACCUGUACUACGGCACAGGCUCCGGCUCCUACCAGUUCUCCAUGGUGGCGCCCGGGAACACCGGCGGCGAGCGCUCCCCGACCCGCCUGCUGUCUUGCUCGGGGGCCGCGGGCGCAGGGGGGACCAACAGCCUGAUGAAUCCGGGCCUGAACGCCCAGAGCGAGGGCGUGGAGGCCGACGGCAGCCACAGCAACUCCCCCACGGCCAUGAGCGCCUCGGGUCGCCUGGAUGAGUCCGUGUGGCGGCCGUACUGACUGUCAGACAGCGCCGCUUUAGGAUGAGAGGCAGAGGAGCGGGAGAAACCGUGAGGAGGAUGAACAAAAUAAAGCUGAACACUGAAAGAAAAAGAAAACGACAACCAAACAAAAAAAAAAGAAAGAAAAAUGCUGCAUGUAUACGUCUUUUAUUUCUCCGGCACUUGCUUUGAAGACUUUUCUGCUUUUACCGACUCUCCUCAGACUUCCACGUGUUUUGUAAAAUUGGAGCAAACUCCUGCACUGUGCUGACAAAUGUACUCUUAAAAGAACUACAAAAGCCAUAUAAGAGAUGAGAAGACGUUCGGCAGAGACUGUAAAUAGAAGCGCGGGUAAAACAAGAGAAGCCAUUGUAACGUUUGGGGAUCUGAGACAAACAGGUCCUCAUCAAAGACCAAUGAACAAAAGGCAGGUACAGCUGAUGAACUGAAAAGCCACAGCAGACACUCAUCCAACGGGCCGGUCCGACUCACUUGAACUGGGAGGGGAGGAGAAGUCAGACGGGGUGUUUGCUCAGUGAAAGACUCCUGACAUCCUCAUGGGGCACGGCUCCACUGCUGUAGCAAUCGGUCCUUUUAAGCUUUAAUAUCUGUAAAAAAUUGACCAUGCAUAAAAAAAAAAAAAAAAAAACAAACAAAAAAAAAAAAGAAGACUUUUGCCAGUUGUGAAAAAGCACCAUCGGUUUGAACCAUGCGCGCACAGUGCUCGCUCAGUACUCCACCUUGUUGCCUAAUUUAUUAUCCAAGCGGACACGUCAGCAUUGGGUGCUACGAUAAGCCAUGGACGUUUAACACAGUCGCUGCAUUAUUCUGCGAGAAAGCAUUCUGAACUGUCAGGACUCAUGCUUUAAGACAUGAAUUCUCCUCUGCUGUGUCAUCAGCGUAUCACGUUUCGAAAAAGGACAAUGGCUUAUAUUUUGAGGAAUGUAAUAGACAAAAGCAGAGGGGGGUUUAUUGGGUUGUUUUUUUUUUUUUUCCAUUUGCUUUUAGGAAUGUUGGAGUCUUGCUGUCUCUGUCCUUUGUUUCAUUUAAAGUUCGUAUUCAAGCCAUUUUCUUAAAAAAAAAAAAAAAAAAAAAAAGUCCUAGUCUGGUAUUUUUGAACUGGAUGACACAGUUUACUUUUGAUAUUUAUUUGAGCCAAAUUUUGAGGAAAUGUAUGCAUAUACCCCAAAUCCUUAAGCAUUUCUCUCGACUUUUCCUUUUUUAUAUAUAUAUAUAAAUAUAUAUAUAUAUAAAUAUACAGUAUAUAAACCAUGUUUUGUUGUUAACUAUAAAUUUGGAAUUUGUGUAAUAUAUUGCUACUAAAUUAUGAAAAAAAAAACUUUAAUGUAAUUAUUUUGCCUUCCAAUGUAGCUUUGAUGCACUAAAAGCCUUUAUUCCGAAUGAACUAUGCCCAUCAGUCAGUGAGAGAGAGCUGUAAUCCUUUCACCAAUUUCCAAGCUGAGUUUCCUGCGCUUAAAAAAAAAGAAUUUUUUUGCACUAUUGAACUUUGGUUUCUGUUUUUUUUUUUUUUUUUUUUUGGGACAUGUAUUCCUUAAAGUGUGCAAAGCUAAAUAUGAAAUAUCCCUGCUGGAGUUACAUGACCCAUUUGGAGUUGAGAAGGUUUCUCACCAAAUAAUGAAUAAUUUCACGAUGACACACACACACACAGAUUCCUGCACCACAGGUGUGUGUGCUCAUUCUCUCCAGGCCUGAGGGCCUUGUCCCCCACGGUGAAACACAUGAUCCCACUAUCCCCAAAAAGAGGGAGGAGUGAUGAAGGGAAAGCGGGAGGAGGUGUGGUCAGACUGGUGUCUGCUUACCAAAACCAAGGCAGUUAUGCAAAAAAGAAAAGAAGAAAGAAAAAAAAAAACUUGUCUUGUUGUGCACAGGCCCUUUGUUCUGAAUAUCAAUGCUUUGAACCCUUUAUGGCCCUAAUUCUGUCUUUUCUUGUGUAAUUCCCUCCUCGCCAGCGCCAAGGGCUCAGCGCUCUGCCAGCGGUUCAUGUCUGCACAGAGGACCGUGGUAUGAGCGGUGUCAGGGUAUUUACAGUAGGUUUCAGGUAUCUAAUAUUUACUCAGCGAGUCUGUCACAACAAUUGUGACUCUUUAAGGUAGGAAUUUAGAUGCUACUCAAGCAGGGAUUUCAUGUCAAACUGAAAGGUGAUCAAAGAAACUAGCUCUGGUUAGGAAAACAAAAAGUUAUGCAAGACACUUUCUCAACCUUUUUGCCUUAUUCCUCAGACAAUCAUUGCUACAGUCUCAUUCCUAUCUCCCUUUAAUUCAGAGGACUAGUUACCUCCUUUUUAAGCCUAAAAAAAAAAUAAAUAAAACCUAACUUUAUUAUGGGCAAAAAAAAAA